AGUUGCGCGCCGUUUGAUUCAAGAAGAAAAGUCUUAAUUUUUUUUUUUUUUGUCUCUGUAAAGUUGACUCUCAAAAGUGCGGAUUUACAGCUGCGUCAUAGAAUAAAGUGUAAACGAGGCUGUAAUAGCGAACGCACUUUGUGCAGUAAUGGCUGCUGGAGACAACUUAAAUCAACAGGUUCUCACCUCCUUCCCGCUGUGUGACAUGACAGAGGAAGAUCUGAUUCAGAACCCACAGUUCUGUAAACUUCUGGCUACCUUGGCGCAACACGUGGACCCCACCGGACUCACAGUUCCGCUGCGAGCCGAGCUGGAGAAGGCUGAGCAGAAGCUGCAGAGCCAGAGGCAUCAUUGGCUGCGUUCAGAGAGCCUCUAUCGAAUCCUACAGGAGAUGAUCCAGGAUCACUGUGUCAGGAAGCAGCAGAGCACUGUACCAUCUGAGCAGAGCACGUUCUACGAUACGUUGGAAAGAUGUCUGCUGGUGGCGCAGUGUGUCAGACAGCUUGAUCCCAGCAGCACGACCACCAAGGACCAGCCCUCUGUUUUUGGCCUGGACCCCCAGCAGCUGAUGGAGCUCAUGCCGUCGGAGAAGAAUGUGCAGAAAAUGAAACAAAAUCUCUUUGGUGAGCUGGAGGAACACGUGAAGAAGAAGUGCUGGAGCCUUCUAGCCUACUAUCAGCCCAAUUGGGAGAACGAGAGCGAAGGUCUGAAGAGCAUCAAGGUGUCUCAUCUGUCGGCCCAGCUGGAUGGUGAGAAGAAACGUGCAGAGACUCUGAAGGAGAGCUGCCGGGAAAACACCUUCCUCCUGCAAAGACAGACCCAACUCUACCUCACUGAGCUCAUGAAAUGCAUUCACCUUCUGCAGUCUCUCAUCUUGGACCACAGACUGAGGAUCCAGACAGAUUUGGACAAGAAGAAGUUGGACUACUUUGAAGGCAAAUGCGAAUUAGUUUUGCAAAAGAUCAAGACUGAGAUGUUGGAAAUUCAGCUGGACAUGUACACGGUCGACUCAAUAUCUGCUCACAGGAAAAUAAGGGGAAAGCUGGAUUCAGAGCUGAAGGCCUGUCAGUUGGAGAAGCAUUCCAUCAAGUCCAAACUGGCUUCCUUUGAGAUCUUGGGUAAAGAGUUCGAGGCCCUGGCUGAGGAGUACUGCCAGCUACGGCGCGAGAUCGAAAUGAAAAACUGGGCGCUGAAGGAAUUCACCCAGCACGCUACCAAGUGAAGCUCAAAUAUGCUGGCAGAAGGAACGGUGGCUUUGUUAUUGCUCGGUCACUUUUUAACUUUGGGUGGAUGUCAAGGAAACUGUGUGGAUUUAUCAUCCAUGCUGGGGAUUCUGUGCAUUUAAUGUCAGCGUUGUACAAAAAAGGAAGUAUUUUUCUUGUACAAGUGUUGAAAAAUAAAAGUUAAUAAUUACCUGUGCAUUCACCUUCUUCCAAAAGGUGGCAAUAUAACGUCAUGUUCUUAUGAACAAGACAAAAAGAGAUGAUGUUCUAUUGGUCAAAUUAUGAAUUAUGUUACAGCAUAAGCAGAUGGGCUAAAAGAAAAACUCUUUCAAGAACUUUUUUCUGUAUAAACAAAUUUAAAAUUCCAGUGUUCUCAAAUAU
Thalassophryne amazonica is the source of this 1604-nucleotide messenger RNA. RefSeq names its product HAUS augmin-like complex, subunit 4 (gene haus4). Gene Ontology annotation, molecular function: microtubule minus-end binding. The record is from RefSeq and is a predicted model, not a curated record. Lineage: Eukaryota; Metazoa; Chordata; Actinopteri; Batrachoidiformes; Batrachoididae. Gene Ontology annotation, cellular component: HAUS complex. Gene Ontology annotation, biological process: centrosome cycle; spindle assembly. Bases 149 to 1222 code for a protein of 357 amino acids. The transcript is spliced from 9 exons.